CAAGCAGGGCAGCCUCGCCCAGGGAGUUCUCGCCUUGGUGGUCGGUGUUUUUGUGUCUCUGGCGGGCGCCGCCAUGUCUCCGCCCGAGAUCACUGUCGCCUGCCACAGUCUGGCCCGCAUGGCGUGUAGGUCAAAAGAAAAACCCCAGCCCCGUUCCUUAUCUUGGCCUCACUGGACCCCCCUGGGCACCGGGUGCCCAUGAUCUGUCCCCAUGGGGUGCUCAUCCCCACGUUUGCCCUACCGAACCCUCUUUCGAAGCACCCACAACAAGAAUGUACGACUGACGUUGUUGUUUUAGUCGACCUGAAGGAUCUCGUCAAUGUGGUCGUGGCGAAGAAAAACCCUGGGCCCUUCCAGGAUAUCCUUGAUGAGUUCAGCGACAUCUCCGAUUCGUGCCUGUCCAACAUCUCGGUCAUGAUUCGAUCGUCGGUUGUCACCGAAUACCACGAUCAGCAGUUGAUCUACGAGGGCUAUUCCAACCUCGUCCAAGGAAUUUUCGAAUUAAUGGACGCCGUCAGCGAAUCCGCACCGGUCCUGAUCGUUCUCGACAAGCAAGCCGAAUUUCGUGUUCCCGCCGCCGUCCGCGAGAUGGCCGGCGUGAUCGACGCCUUGCUGAUGCAGGUCAUGGCCGUCUUCCCGACCAACACCUCCUACAGCUCGCAGACCGCCAACCAGAGGGCCCAAGUCGAUACCCACUUCAGAGCAGCCGUCCACUCCUUCCACCUUGCCACUGCCAACACCGGCUCUCCGUAUUCAAACACUACCACUGUUUGAGCGGUGCCCUGUUAUCAAUGACUAAGCCAAUACUAGUAUCUUUGUGUACCUUAAUCAAACGUCGAGCUG
This is a messenger RNA of Parathielavia appendiculata, 843 nucleotides long. RefSeq lists its product as uncharacterized. Bases 199 to 774 code for a protein of 191 amino acids. The record is from RefSeq and is a predicted model, not a curated record. The transcript is spliced from 3 exons. Lineage: Eukaryota; Fungi; Ascomycota; Sordariomycetes; Sordariales; Chaetomiaceae.